CCAGAACAAUAAAAUACAAUCCACAAAGACGCAGGAAGCGAGUUCUCAGCGGGAUAUGUGUGCGUGAGACAAUACAAAACAAACCCCUUUGUCCAUCUACAGCCAUCCCCGCCUAUAUAUAAACAUGAGCAGAACCAUCGUGCUAGAAUACCAACUACCCAGAGAAUAUCAAAGCAAAAUGGCCCAGCUCUCUCAAAAGCCCGCCCUCGCAUCCUCUAGCAAACCAAAAAUAAUCACGCUUGCGAUGCACACGAACAAGAUAGCACAACCACCAUCGACAGACCACGAUGAUUUCACCUGCACAAGCGCAGAGACAUGCAAAUUGAUCCUUAAAGAUGCGGCCACGCUAUCCCUCUUUCACAGCGACAUCCGCACCUUCAUCUACGACCCGCGAUUUAGCCCGCCGUUCUUCAAUAACAACUAUUUCCUGACCAUGGAAGCGUCGUCUACCACAUCUAGAUCAACAUCAAACUCUAGAUCCAUCUCACCAGCUUCGGUUCCUUUGCCGGAUCCUGCAGCUCCAACCCUGGCUUCGAAUUCUGUGUACGAGCAUGAGUACGAGCAGGAGCAGGAGCAGGAGCAGGAGCAGGAGCAAGCGCCGGAACUCACAGCAAUUAUGGCGGCGAUAUCUUCCCAAACACUUGAAGACUACCUAGGAUCCAGGGAGAAUGAUGUCGAUUGGGAUAGAGAAAGAGAAGAGGCGAGCACAUUCGCGCAAUACAGGGUGGAUUGCCAUGAUUAUUUGCAUGGUUUGGCGAUGGCGGAAGGGAUCUCACUUGAUCGUGCUUGGGAUGAGAUGCAGAUUAGGAGGUGGAGAUGGGGGUUAUUGGAGGGACAGGCAAAAGGCGGUGCCAUAGACACCAUGAGCAGCAGAAGGGGGGCAAUAGGCCGCUGAAUAUCGGGGAUGAUGUUUGAAAGAUUUUACAAUGGAGGGUAGAUUACAGGCGUUAUUGCACUUUUUUUUUUUUUUAAAAAAAAAAAAUCAUGAAUCAAGGCCAGAAUGCCGGUUAAAUUGUUGAACGGAACGUCGGUCUUCCGCUUCAUACCAAGCUAAACACAACUACCAGCAGCACUUUGACAGGACAAUGAUAGCAAAUAAAAAACCCAGUUUUGAUAGUAUACGAACCAAUAGAACCGAGAUAGAGAA
Molecule: messenger RNA, 1147 nt
Organism: Aspergillus versicolor CBS 583.65
Lineage: Eukaryota; Fungi; Ascomycota; Eurotiomycetes; Eurotiales; Aspergillaceae
Exons: 1
Coding region: 125-895 (256 amino acids)
Source: RefSeq, a predicted model, not a curated record